AUUGGUAGCUUUGAGCAGCAUAGUCUCCCAUCAUGUUGUCAGGGGCAGUACGUCACUUGGUCCCUCUGUGGCUCUCUGCUUUGACUGCUGGCUGGUUACAGUGUGAGGCAGGGCCAGGGAGAUGGCUGCUGGGACAGGUCUUGAGGAGAGCCUACACCUCCACAAGAGCAAGGCAGGCUGCAGCAGGGGACAGUGCCCCUGUGUUUUCCAGAGCCCGAGUGUACGGGGACAAGCUGGCCAUAGUGGACGACAGUGGGAGCCACAGCUACAGGGUGUUGUAUGGCAGUAGUAGGGGCCUGGCUGGGCUUAUCAAGGCAGUUUUGGACUGUCCCUCUGGGGACCUGCAGGGAAAGCGCAUCUCCUUCCUGUGUGCCAACGAUGCCUUGUACACAGUAGCCCAGUGGGCGUCCAGCUGCCCCCCAUCUCCAGCCUCAGCUGUCUUCUGGAAGCCCCAGAGACCCAGCCUGAGCCUGUCAUCACAGACUGGGCCCAGCGUCCUGCCAUGA
Molecule: messenger RNA, 506 nt
Organism: Salvelinus namaycush (lake trout)
Lineage: Eukaryota; Metazoa; Chordata; Actinopteri; Salmoniformes; Salmonidae
Product: malonate--CoA ligase ACSF3, mitochondrial-like
Exons: 1
Coding region: 33-506 (157 amino acids)
Source: RefSeq, a predicted model, not a curated record